Morchella sextelata is the source of this 5097-nucleotide messenger RNA. RefSeq lists its product as uncharacterized. The transcript is spliced from 9 exons. Lineage: Eukaryota; Fungi; Ascomycota; Pezizomycetes; Pezizales; Morchellaceae. The coding region runs from base 1 to 5097 and encodes 1698 amino acids. The record is from RefSeq and is a predicted model, not a curated record.
AUGACCGACUACAGCGCUCUCCGGGCGCAGACUAUUGGGUCCACACAGGAAGAGGAAGCUGUCACUGUUAAUACUAGAGCUUUGAUCGAUAAAGUUUUAGCUAGAUAUUCAAGCGAAAAUACAACUCUUCGAGAGCUACUCCAGAAUGCCGCUGAUGCAAAUGCCACCUCCGUAGAAGUCCGUUAUGAUAGUGUCAAUAGCUCAUUGCAACCAAGCCAUCAAGAACUUGACAUCCAAGAUCUCACUAAACAGAAAAUGCGGCGGAUGCUGGUAAAGAACAACGGUCACUCAUUUAGGGAAGAAGAUUGGCAACGUUUGAAAAGAAUAGCAGAAGGAAAUCCAGAUGAAACAAAGAUCGGAGCUUUCGGGGUGGGAUUUUAUAGUGUAUUUGCCGACUGCGAGGAACCUUUCGUAUCUUCUGGAAACGAAACCAUGAUAUUUUACUGGAAAGAGAAUACCCUCGUUACCCGCCGACACAAGUUGAAAGAAAGUGAUCCAUAUACUACCUUCCUACUGGAGUACAGAGAGCCUACAGAGUUACCUGACUUGAAAGAGCUUUGUAAAUUUUUCGCAACAUCUCUUACAUUUGUCAAACUCAACGAAAUAUCAUUAUACGUCAAUGAUCGGUGCCUGUUGCAAUUAAAGAAGAAAACAUCACCGUCGGAACCUUUGGCGAUUCCCAGUUCCAUAAAUCCAGUUACGACUGAACGGCUUAUGAAGAUCGCAGCGGUAGAAACCGAGCGGCUGCAGAUUGAUGCAAAGUAUAUGAAUAUCACUCACCAUCGGGCACCUAUGGUUGAUAUCGCAAACGGUCUGCGUUCCAUCUUUUCUCGAUUUAGCGCAGCAGCUCAACCACCUAGCACAUCUAAGGAAACGAGCUCCUCAAAUUUAACAGAAUAUACACAAGCAACUAUAUUCUUGCGAAUAGCGACCGCGACUGUGACAACCUCAGUCAGUACAGCGUUCGCUCGAGAACUCGAGAGGGCCACUAAAAAGCCUCCCCCCAAAACCACGAAAAUUGCCAUGCUUUCCAUGUCAAAAGACGAGCUGGAUGCUUCUGAGCAUAAAGCGGAAAUCUUUUCAAACGUCCUCCCAAGUAAAAGUGGAAAAAUAUUCAUUGGGUUUCCCACACACCAGACCACAAGUAUCAGCGCUCAUAUAUCGGCACCUUCGGUAAUUCCUACAGUCGAGCGGGAAAAUAUCGAUUUAAAUGCAAGAGUAGUCAAAGAAUGGAAUAUUGAGAUGCUGCGGAUAUCCGGUAUCCUUUCGAGAAUUAUUUUUACCGAUGAGAUGUUGAUGCUUGGCCAGAGGGCAGCCGGUCUAAAGCCGGAGAAUCUGGUGAAUCUCUACGAUCAUGCGAUACACAUCAUGCGGCAGUUCACAUUUGCCCAAUCAACACCGUCUUCAGCUGUGGGGAGGUAUAUUGAGUCGGAAUUUUGGAAUUGCUCGAAGAAAGAUUCCAUUGAGCUUUUAUCAACGAAAGGGGUUUUGUCAAGCGAUAGAGUUCGAGUGGCGAGUGACGUUAACUUUUUGGAAGGAAUGCCUUUGUUGCCAGAGAAGCUUGAAAAGGAAGCGUCAGUUCUUGUGGCACAACUGAAGGAAAUGGGGAUGUUGACGGAGAUUACCAUCAGCGAUAUCCGCCGGGAGCUCGGUGAUAAGGCACUAAGUGGUGAGCAGUUGGGGUUCUUUCUAAAGUGGUUAGCAGGAAAGCGUCUCAAGGAUGAGCUAGAUGUUGUGGGAGUCAAAAGCUUGUUAGAAGUAGCUGUUGCGACCACAGCGGUUGCAGACUCCGAAGGCGAAAGUUUCGGGAUCCCUAUAUCCCUCGGCGCCAUCAAAUUCUACAUCAAUGCCCAAAAACUCUCUGCCGAUAUCCCCGUGCCACCAGACUGUCUCCCAUUCAAUGUUACAAAAAACUUGACGAAGCCACAGUUAGACGCUCUUGGAUGGGAAGAAUUGGGAGUUACAUAUUGGCUGCAGUAUAUCUGCGUUAAAACCUCAGCACUACCUGUUGAACAAAAUAUACAACUUUCCGCAAAGUUUGCUCAAACUGUUCUAGCAAUCAUUUCGAAAGGGUGGGAGCAAUUACCUCCCAAUAGUAAAGAAAAUAUCGUCAUCCUCCUCAAAGACAAAACUUGCAUUCCAACCCGACAGGGUAUGAAAGUUCCUCGAGAAGCCUAUUUCAAUACCGUCAAGUUAUUUUCAGAUCUACCACUGGUGGAGAGUAUGCACGGCGUUAGGGACAAACUUCUUGUGGCAUUGGGGGUUCGAAAAACGGUGGAUCUUAAGCUCGUAUUUGAGAGGUUGAUGAAUGGGUCGCAAGCUGGUGUUGUCAAAUGGAGCCACGUCGAUCUCAUAAGGUACCUUACCAGUGUGAGAGAAGACAUACCUAGGGAGGAUAUCACAAAGCUCAAAAAUACAGCUAUUUGUAAGGCUGAAGGUGUUGGCUCGACGGGUCUAUACAAAGUUUCAGAACUCUACGAGCCCAACGAUGGCUUAAGGAAGUUACAGUUGCCGAUUUUACAAUGGCCUGGAAUCUGGAGAGAAGGAAGCCAUGAAGCGAAGUUCUUGUCAAGCUUGGGUUUGAAGCGGUAUCCAGGUGUACAGGAAGUUCUACAGAUUGCGGGAAACAAGGAAGACGCAGCGUUGAGGGAGGCAGCCUUGUCUUAUUUUAUUAUCAACUACCACCUGAAUUCAUAUCAUACUUUCAACACCGCCGGAGUCACCAUUCCGUUUUUACCACUCAAUGAUAGUAAAGGAGAGAAAGGGCCCCGUCUUGUUACUCCAUGGCAGUGCUUCUCGAAUCCCAAGGCUGCAAUCAUGGGAUUUGAUGUCUUGAGGCAAGACCUUCAACAGCACGGAUCUAAAUUCGGUGUGAAACCGGAUCCCGAUAUGAAAGAUUGUGUGGAUGCUCUCAUCAACUCUCCGCCAUCCACAACUCGUGCUGCACGAGAAAAGUUUGGAUACUUUUCGACUAGAUUGGCCGAUAUCAUGCCGCAUCUAGUAGAAAGAUUAAGCCAAGCAAGAAUCAUUCCUGUACCCUUGAAAGAUCGCGAGAGGAUACCAUCUUCGGAUCUAAAGAUCAAAUUUAUCACCCCAAGGACAUGCUUUCUGGGUGGAGUAGGAAGUCAGUAUUUUGAAAUAUUUGAUUUCGUGGAUUUUGGACAAGAGGCCAACUCAUUUCUGUUGAAAUGUGGGAGUAAACACGAACCUACCGUUGCGGAAGUAGCCUAUAUGAUGGUUCGCGAACCACAAAGAUUAUACGGAGUAUUCAAUAGCUCUGAUAAGUAUCUCAGUGUACUGAGAAGCAUCGCAGAGAGUUGGACGCACCUGAAAAAAGAUAAAAUACUCGUCAGGGAGAUGAGGAGGAGCCCCUUUUUGGGGUCUUUUAGAUGGCGUUCAUACACGAACGAGAAAUCUGACCAGAUCGAUUCAGCGUCUAUAGACGAGGAUGAUUCUGGUGGUAUCAGGGAAUUUGUGCUUGCAAGGGUAGACGAAGUCUUGAUUUCCGAUGAUUACGUCUUGUUUCUUCUGUUCAGGGGGGAGAUCUUGGCCGCUCCUCAGGAAGAUGCUUUAGAAGGGUUUUAUCAGUCGCUGGGGGUGCAACGACUUUCGAGCAAAGUCUCAACUGACUGGAACAUUGGUCACGUGAAGCCCAUGCCUGAAAAGACAGAAAAAUUGAGAAAGCUGGUUCUUGAAAGAUCGAGGUUGUUUUUGCACAAUAAUACCGAAGAGGUGUUGCAUGAUGCGCGAUGGCUCGAAAACAAUUUGAGAGUGGAAAUAGUGGAAUCCAUUAGAUUGAGAAGAACCUUGAGAAAUGAAGGGUCCAAGAAUUUGACCCACCAGAAUACUAAAACUGCUACAGUCACAAUGGAUACAAGGACAAAAUGGUGGGUACUGUAUUUGACGCCAAAGUUCGAGUAUUACGAUGUCUCACAGGCACUUGUGACUUUGAUCCUCAGAAAGCCAAGGCCACAUUCAAGCUUGCUACUGGAUAGUUUGCUCCACAAUGACUUGAUGACCCUAAAAUCAAGAGGUUAUAAUGUUGACCGUAUCUUGCGGGCAAAAGCCGCCGAGGCAAGAAUGGCAGAAGAGCAGCGGUUGAAGCAAGCCGAGAUUGAAAGGAAAGCGAUUGAGGAACAAGAGAAGCGGUAUCAACAAUCACAAAUGCAGCUACAACAGGGAGAAAUUGCAAGGCAAAUAGAGCAGAAGAAGGCCGAGGAAGAGAAAUUGAAUAUGCCUGGAGCAUUUGGUGAAUCUCCACAGAGUAAAGCUCUUAAUCCUCCGGCACACCAUCAUCAUCAUGUUCCAGAGAAGCCCAAGAAUAAUUUCUUUGGAAGGCUUAGCAAGCACCUGGGAUUCGAGGCGAAUAAUGGGCAAAUGGAACAAAUGCAAAACUUAUUAAAUAAUAAUAGCCCACAGCAAACAGCGAAGUCUCCGGGACAACUUGAGCCAGCUCCAAUUCUGGGCGAGAGCAAGCCCGAUAUUGGAAAAGCUACGGAGCCGCACAGGAUCCAGGCCAACCUCCAGAGAGCUAUCGGGGCUAGCAGGGGACAUAACUCUGAUAGUGUUUUCAGUCCUCCACAAACAUUCGAGGUCAAAGAAGCUCCGAGUUAUUGUGAUAACCAUUCGGGUCAAGAUAUCCUCUAUUUUGCAGAGACACCAAAUGGGAUCAAAGUUUUCGUUGACCGUAAAAUUGCGGACAAAGCCGCCUUUGCUCAAAAAUACGUCAAGGAGAUGAAUGAGUUCUCAAACGUGUUAAAGGAUCUUUCUGGAAUUUUCGGGCUAUCCAUUACUACACUACAUAUCUUUUAUGACGAAGUUGGAAACACCAUUGCCUUCAACACUAACGGCUCACUGUUUUGCAACCUAAGAUUCUAUCUACAACUUCAUGCUAAAGAUGUUACAAUGGGGGAUUCAUCUCAAGCACUUAUCUACUGGUUCGUUGUGCUUUGUCACGAGUUGGCGCAUAACCUUGUCCAAGUUCACGAUGAGAAACAUUCUUUUUACACUGAGACAUUUGUCCAAGAGUACUUUGUAAAAAUCAUGACCAAGCUGAAGAGCAUUCCUGGUGCCAAACCAUGGGACAUCAACAUUUGA